AUGGAUCAUCGCCGCUGCCAUCACCACGCCGGAGAAUUCGUGGCGGACGUGGUGCUGUGGCGCCGAGGCCGGGCCGACCUUAGCGCGCUGCUGCUGGCGGCCGCCGUCGCCUCCUGGAUCCUCUUCUUCCACGGCGCCUCGGGUUACACGGCCGUGUCGCUGGCCGCCGACGUGCUGCUCCUGCUGCUGGCGGUGCUGUACGCGUGGUCCAGGGCCGCGCGCCUCCUCGGCCGCCCCGCCCCGCCCAUCCCGGACCUGCAGCCGGCGGCGGAGGAGCUCGCCGCGCUGGUCCGCUCCGGCCUCGCCGGCCUCGCCUCCGCCUUCCGCCGCGUCGCGCAGGGCCAGCCCGGCUCCGGGCGCGUCUUCGCCUGCCUCGCCGCCGCCGCCCUGCUCGGCCGCGUCGCGCGCGACCUCCCCACCCUCUGCUACGCAGUUGUGGUGGGCGGGCUGACGAUCCCGGCGGUGUACCAGAGGUUGAGCAUGGAGAGGUACAUGAGGCUGGCGUCGCUCAACCUCUACAGAUACGAGGUCUUGUACCAGAGCUUCUCCCUCACCUGCUACCUCAGCGCCAGGGACUACCUCGUCGAGCUGCUCAAGGAACCAUGA
This is a messenger RNA of Triticum turgidum subsp. durum (durum wheat), 606 nucleotides long. The record is from the annotation of a GenBank genome assembly. Lineage: Eukaryota; Viridiplantae; Streptophyta; Magnoliopsida; Poales; Poaceae.